Molecule: messenger RNA, 3788 nt
Organism: Orbicella faveolata
Lineage: Eukaryota; Metazoa; Cnidaria; Anthozoa; Scleractinia; Merulinidae
Molecular function (GO): oxidoreductase activity
Source: RefSeq, a predicted model, not a curated record
AAACAUUUCUUUCAGUUGAUAAAAUAUAAAAUCCAGACUGAUAAACAGACAAUCAAAUCAUUUCUUUAGACCUUCUCUUGUGGUCAAAAGAUCUUUUCGUCGUAGUUAGUACAAGACCGUGUUUCUCUAUGUGUAAAAUGUAGGUGCAGUGAGUGAAGACAAAAAAGUUUCGAAGCUGGAUGGAAAGAGCCUGUUGCAACAGUUUAAUCAGAGGUGAGAAAUUUUAUAUUUCGUUUUCUUUUGUGCUGUUCGAUAUGACCACGAUUGCUUUUGUUUUCACGACGGACGGAAGAUAAUUUAGACUACACCUUCUAAAACCUGCUAUUAUUGUCCCCUCUCCCCAGUCUCUCCGCGGUAAAUGGUUCCUCCUUUCCAUUCCCCCGUAAACUAAAACCGCCUCAGUGAGUGAGAGCAUCUCGUCCAGUUCGUUGUGUCCUUCACUUGGAUUAGUGUUGCUUGUGUGCGGUAUAUCCUACUAGUUCCUACAAACUCUGCUAUAUCGGCACAUAUGACAAAAAUGUACUAAUUAAAGUAAGGAAAUUCGAGGUCUUAUCAGGGGGUUUAAGGAGUACAGGAUAUUUUGGUAAAAAAAAUAACGUCGGAUACAGGGUAUUUGAGGGGAAAAUAAAUGGGAUGUGGACAUAAAUGGGACAUACAUGGGAUAUGUAGUAGAAAAAUCGUCAAUUUUUGCAACUGGAAUUAACCGGAAUAAGGGAUAUGUAGGCCAAAAAUUAAUGAGAUGUGUGAUACUCAGACCCUCACCCCCUCCCCCUAAUGGGGCCUUAAAUUCCUGUUGGCAAGGUAUUAUGCUCCGUUUCUCAGUUUCUACCUUUCGGAACAACUUGAAUCUCAUACCCCUCCUAUAAUAAAAGAAACAAUAACCCCUUGUGUAGUGCUUAAGCCUGGGGGCAAGAUCACUUAACAGUUCGUAGUGCAGCGAUGAGAGCAUGCUCGUAGUUUAAUGAUGCUUCAAAGUUUAGAUUCCUCCAAAGCUUUGUUUAUUCAACGAAUGAGACCAGUUUUUAAAUCUUGUGUACAUAAAAUGUGACAAGUGUGGUGACAACUGGGUCUUGAUACAAGCAUUUAUUGGUUUCCGUAACUACUCUUCAAGCCUGUCGGCGAACGGACAACCUAUUGAAGUUCCUUCCCGGGCAUAGUUUUGAAUUUUACAACUGGUUUUGACUUGGCUCCAUCACAGUUAAAGUCACUUGUACAAAAGAACAUUGGUUGAGUACGAAGCACAUAGAAAAGAGAAAAGAGCAAUAAUCAAAUAUGGCAAUGAAGAAGACAAGACAGAACUGCAGAAUGAUGCAUCACAGAAACAAGUGACAUAAAAUGAAAACCGUUAAGUCCCGGAUACCACUUGACAGAAAAGCCUGGAGCUAACAAAAUGAUGCAUGCAUCACGUGGUCUUAGAUAUGUUCUAAUUGGUCUUCUUAUGACGUCAUUUCCAACUAACUUAAAUGGGAAACGGUUUGAUAGCGAAGAGAAACAAAAGUCUGCCGAACCAAUUAAAUCUACAGUAGAAGCUUUAUCUGCGAGGCUGUUUCGGUUAGCUAAGCGAGAUAAAGAAUCCCAUUUACCUCCUCAAAUACAUCUUACCGUGGUCAUUCCAAGUAACCCUGUUAUUGGAUCAAGGAAUUUCAACUUACUCAAGAAUUUCGCGCGAAACCUGGUGCAAGAGUUUAGUGUGUCCUCCUCAGGAACCAGGGUCGCGAUAGUAACUCACUCCUCAACCCCUCGCCUCGCUUUUAGUUGGUACAAGUUUAUGAACAUAGAAUGUACUUUGAAGGGCAUAUCAUCUCUUAGAUUUCAGGCUGGACAACGCUCCCCCAUUGACAGCUUACUCAACUUUGUCAAAACGAAACUCUAUUCUCAAGCUAACAAUGAAACGAAUCCAGUGCACAGAAUUCUAUUUAUCAUUGCAGAAAGUACUGCUUUAAGCUCUGAAAAGCUGACCGCUCUUCCCGUCAAAAAGCUUCAUGACAAUAGUAUAGAGGUGUUUCUUCUGGCAGUGGGCAAGCACGUGACUAACAAGGAACCAAAUAAGGUGGCCAGUAAACCCUUCAAAACUCACUUGUUCCGAGUUAACUCGUUCCCAGAUCUUCCUAGGCUUUCUACAGCUUUCAAAGGCAAAGGAUUCAAUCAUGGCUGCUCUGGUGAAGGAUUCGUGUACGAUGAAUGCAAUCGCCGUUGUCGCUGUAAAGACGACCAUCUCACUGACUGUUACAGAAUACGAAAGGACUUCAUAUCAAUGCCCCUUGAGGAGCGCCGUCGAUACGUCCAGGCCUUAAGAGUGGUAUCCAGUGAGGCUCCUUAUAAAAGCACCUAUGAUCUUGUCACCAAGCUUCAUCCGAAAUUCUUCUACAUCAUCCACGAGAAACCAUUCUUCUUCCCCUGGCAUCGCUGGUAUCUGUUUGUCUUCGAAAAUUUACUUCGUCACGUAGAUUGUCGUGUGACAGUGCCCUAUUGGAACUGGGCACGAGCAGUGUCACGCAAGCGCACGUGGCGACAAACAGACAUUCGGGAUAUUUGGAACCCGGGGCCUCACGGCCUUGGCGGUAACGGUGAACCUGGAUCCGGGUGCGUCCGUACGGGACCUUUUAUGGCCGGGAAGUGGUCGUUGCCGAGCUGGUUGAGUUCUGAGUGCCUGUCUAGAAAUUUCGAUCACAAAUAUUAUUUACCAGGAGAAUGGUAUGUCAACUAUCUGAUUAAAAUUCCUAGGAAUAAAUUUCACAAAUUUGAAUCUGGUGUCAGAGACUACAUGCACAAUGAUCUACAUAAUGCCGUCGGGGGAACGAUGGCGCUGGACGAAUCUGCAAAUGCACCCGAGUUCUGGAGCCACCAUGCUUUCCUGGACAAGAUAUGGUCAAACUGGCAGGAUCGGGGACCGAAAUAUAAAUUUUUGUACUAUAGGAGCAUAAACAGAACUCUCCCAGGCAGCAAUCACUUCGGGUGGGAGUUUAUGGACCUCCAAAAUCAACCCCAUUGUAUAAAGAUCCUGUAUGACGAGUCACAUGACGAGAAAGUACCCGAUGGAACUGAUGACGGUUCAGACAGUAACCGCGAUGACCUUAUUAAAUAUUAUAUUGAUAACGACGAUGACGAUGAUGGCGAUGAAGAUGAUGACGAUUUCGACGAUGAUGAUGUUGAUCUAAGAGACGAAACGGCAUAAACUAACUCUAAUAACUAACCACAAAUGCAAAGGGUGGUAUCUGUUCACCACUUGGGUUGAAACAGUUUUGUUAUAAGAGCUGUUUUUCAUUGAUACGCUGAAGAACUACCUUUUCUUCUUAGUAACGUAUAGGGUUAUACUUUUUGCCCGAGACAUUCGACGUUUUCAGUAGGUUGCCCAGUAAAAAGCACUGCGAAAUUUUCGCAUAAUCCUAUUCAACAAUUAGAUAAUGGGCUCAAGAUUUCUAUGAGGUGGUAACUUCGGAAAAACGAGAGAACGUCGACGCGAUUUCGCAGACGACCUCCAGUCACUGCACACAAAUGACUGAUAGUAUACGAGUAGCUCAGCCAAGCAGAUUGCAGCAUUUCAAUUAGUAUACUAGCAGAAUUCUACUAAUUAACAAUUAGACCCGUAGCCCGCAAGGGCUACGGGUCAGUAGCCCAUGAGGCGAAGCCGAAUAGGCUAUUGACCCGUGGCCUUUGAGGGCGAAGGGAAUCACCCAACUAGUAUCACCCAGCUAGUCGGACAGAAAAAGCAAUAAUAAAGCUUACAAAUGCAAGUUGGAGAAAAAAUAAAACGAAAGAAAGUGUCACGCUCGAUUGCACCAAUUUCG